AUGACAAGUGCAUUCCCAACUCCCCAACGCCACCACGAGGUCCUCAUUGCGAGCCGCUCACCCCACUUCACCGCUAGCCACCGUGGCUCGCACCCCUACCACGAGCCCUACACCAUGAGGCCACCUCUACCACCACGCGAGGCAUCUCAAGCCCUCACUCUGGUAUUGUGGUUGCCUGGAUCUAUGUCUGCAACCUAUGGUGGCCUUGCUCGUCUUUUGGUUAUGAUUCAUCUGUGUCUUGCUACUUUUGGGUUGUCUCCAAGGAAAGAAGUCAAAUUGAUAUUUACACUAUUUUCCCUCUUAAUUGGAAGAUACAUGAUAUUGUUCAUUCAUGCUUGA
Messenger RNA from Sphenostylis stenocarpa, 339 nucleotides. NCBI's taxonomy places the organism in Eukaryota, Viridiplantae, Streptophyta, Magnoliopsida, Fabales, Fabaceae. The record is from the annotation of a GenBank genome assembly.